AUGUCGUUGGGAGCCAUUGUACGCCUUUUGACGGAAAUGGAAAACGCCAAGAACAUGAUGAAAGCAAGUAAGAUGAGAGAUUGAAUCAAUUUGGAAAGGGUAGUCGUGUGAUUCCAGAUUACGACGAAACGAAACUGCAGUUGUGCCGAGUGGCCAUGUCAGAAAUCAAGGAGCGCUGCUUGGUCAACAAUCGAGAUGCCUACGCCAAUCAGAGAAAAUAUCAGAAGGGCCAAGUCUUCGACAUGCAUUGUGGGGAAGUUUUCUGUUUGGGCGCCUCCACUUUAGAAAUCACGGCGUUUCCUGAGCUACGUCAGCCCGUCAGAUAUGACGUUCAUUGUGCAUGCACUCCACGCGCAGUUUCAAAUACUUUUGAAAUUUUUAACAUUUUUGAUGACCGUAAAAUAAGUUUAAAGAAGCUAAAAAGGUUAAAAAAAGAGUUGAUUGCUCAUCUAUCUCCAAUACAAAAAAACUAGAAAUAAUCAAGACUUUUUUUAUGGAAAUAAACUUCAAAUGUCUUGAAAAAGUUUAUUAUUUCUGCUAAAAAGCAAUGACGAAGGUUGGAAAUUUGUUGGAAUAUGACACUCGAACAGUUUUUGAACGAAAAAAAGUGCAAUUAAAAAUAAUUUUGACGAAAUUUAUUUUUUAAGAAAAAAGUUUAAAACAAUUUUCGUAGCAUUUUACUUUAUAGGAGAAAUAUCAAAACAUCGGAAUAUUGCUUUUAGUCAAACAAUUUCAAAAAAAAAAUUCACAGAAAAAAACUCGCAAAAUGCCAAAAAAUGGCAAUUCAAAUUUUUCAAUAAUUUUGGAGUGCUACAACUUCUAAACAGAUGAAAUUACUUUGAAAACACGCGUACUAUGCUCUAGUUCAUGGGAAAGUCGGUCCCAAUCAGUAAAAACUCAUACUCCAUUUCAAAAACGAAAAAACAUCGAAAAGAUGGACGAAAUUGACCAAAAAUGGUGAGGAAUUUUGAAUUUUGCGAGAAGUUGCAGCAAGCACGCUCCAAACCUAGCUUCAAAAAAUUUACUCAUAGCACUCUUAAGUGAUCCCUAGAAUCGCCCAGAAACGUCCGGAGCACGUCCGUUUCGCGUUACCAAUGUCCGAGCACUGCGUGGAAACGCCGUGAAUGUUGCAUUGCGUUAGUUCGAGUCAGUUCUGUCCACCUUGAAGACCUGCCAAAUUUUAAUGAGCUUGAAAAUGUGAUGUCAAGUCCAUAGGGCCUGAUUCAGAUGUUUUUAAGUCGGGUGUUCCCUGAGGAACUGACAAAUCUAUAUCUUUUUUAUACUGGCGCUGUCAAAAUUAGUAGGCUUACAUUCGGUGAUUUUGAGUGAGACGUGGUCUUGAGGAGCUGCCAAAUUUGGAUGAAGCUUGAAAAUUUUUCAUACAGGCGUUGCCAAUUCUAAGUUCAGUCCCACUUUUUUUUUUGAAGUGACUUGGGAAAUCAGUUAUAUUUUGAAGCUUCAAUCCUAUUUUGUUUGUGUUUAAGGUAGUUUUUGCUGUUAAUAAGCUAUUAAAAAUUGUUUCGGAGAGGAAUAGCCAAUUUUUGUAUGUACUCAUUUUGCCGAACUUUUGAACUGAAAACUGCAAAAUUCCAGCAUUUGCUCACAUUUUGGACCAUCUCAACUCCAAUGAAACAGAAGAAAAGGAAAAUGAGGAGGUGCUGAAAUUCGUGAAUGAAUACGAAUACAUCCGGUCGCUCGAACUUCACUACAUGGGCUUGAGCUACGCAACGCUGAAAGGAAGUUAGUGGAGCCUUUUUAAAAUAGGCGAAAAUUGGACCUAAAAAAAUAUACUCAUGUUUUUUUUUCGAGUGAUGUGAGUGCCAUUACGAAGUUGUAGCAAAUUUUUAUUUAUGAUUUUCGUUUCUAUUUCCAGAGUUCGUGUACACAAAGCCUGCACCGAGACAUGGGGAACUCAUAAGCGCCGCUUGCAAACGUGUUGAAAGUGAGUAAAAAAAACGGAUCCACAGCGUUUUUUUGGCGACGCCCCGCCCAUAGUUUUUUUUUUCGUAAAGUGUAGUGUGUCGUGUGCAUACACUGCGGCGCAUUGGCACACGCCGCGUUCAUCGUUUUUGCGAAGUCCAAAAUCAUAUCUGAAAUUCUGAAAUUCAAUUAUAUUUUUUGCUCUCUAGUGGCUAUUUCAAGUUUUGCAGAAUUACUUUCAUCACGGCAUGUGUUUAAAAAAAACAGAAAAAUCGCGUUUUUUUAAAAUGAGAAAUAUAUUCGUCUCAUGACCUAUUGAUGCACCUUUAUUUUUUUUUGUUGUUAACGCGUUUUUCCCAUGACCGCACAUGGGAAUGGCUGAGGUUUUGACCACGCCCCCUUCAUUCUUGGUUUUACAUUUUCUUUCACUAACAAAAACGCCGUGGGAUCAUUAAAUGUUGGGAGAGAAAAAAUUAACGAUUUCACGCGAUUUUUCUGAUUUUCGAGCUUUUCGUCAACUUUCCGGGAAAGAAAAGAUUGUAUUCAGGACAACAAGAGUUUUAUGAGAAGGUCCAGAAGCUGGUCAAAGAAUACGCAGCGCGAAAGAAGUUGAACUUGAAGCCGAAAAAAAUCCCGACAAGCAUCGUGCCGGAUAAAUCUAAAUUCGAAACGACAACUCCGGAGCCAGUGGACUUGGUGUUUACGAGGGGGAUUGCGGGCAAGGUGACUUUUUUCGGUAUCACGAUAAAAAAAAAGAAAAAAAAAAUCUAUGAAAGUGAACUUAUGGCUUCAUCUCCAACUGAGAAACUACUUUGAGCUUGUUUGGGCGUAGUUUUUAGAAACAUCAGCUUUUUAAAGACACUUUUUCAGCUUUCCAAAGACGAUAAAAAUAAACCUGAGGUCGCUUCGAAAUCCAAGGUUCAUUCUACCGCUGAUAAACCUCGAAAUUUGUUGUUUUUAGGAAACUGAGAACCAAAAAAGCAAGAAAAAGAGCUUUGUUCCUGGACCUCUCCUGUCUAAGAAACAGGUAAAUUAAUAAACGUGAGGUGAAGAAACGGAACGAUUCGAUCAGGAUUUUUUUUUACAUUGCUUAAAACCGUAACGUUGCGAGGCUGCGCUAUUUGGGAUUUUAGACUUUGAGUUUAAGCGGCGCACCGUAGCGCAACGGGUUGUUUGCCUAUCUGCUGUUCAUGGGUUUCAAGUUCGAUUCCCCACCCCAAUAAGGAACCCAAGAAAUUUUGAUGGUGGGAAACCAUUAUUCCCUAUCUGUCACCUACAAGGGCUGUUAUGACAGUUAAGCCAGACUAGAACGAAGAGAAAAAGCCGAACUGUGUUUUUUUCAAAAUUUCCGAUUUUCAGGAGGCUGAGCACCAAAAAAGCAAACCCUCGAGCGUUGUGACUGGACCGCUUACAUCUAAGAAACAGGUAAAUUUUCCAAAAAAAUAUUCUCGGGAUGUAAUGGCACCUGAUCGACUCUUCUAAACUUGGUCUCAACCAAAACGGGACUUCAAGGCUCUCAGCUCAUGGCGUUUUGUCGACGACGCCACGCCCACUUUUUAUCCAUAAAGUGUCGUGUGUCGUGCGCAUGCACUGCGCCGCUUUCUCGCAGAAAAUCGCGUUUAUGUAGAGAAAUUUACGCUUUUAGAGCCGAAAUCUCUGCCGUUCCCAUGACGUCACGUGAGAACGGCGGAUAUUCUGGCUCCACCCACCGUGUUUGUGGUUUUGCAUGUUCUUCCGCUAACAAAAACGCCGUAAGCUAUGGAGGAUUUUUGAGUGAGGAUUUGAUUAAAAUUUGAAAAACGCUUUUGCUGUUUAUUGGAAAAGUUUUACGUAGAAAGUUCCAGAAAAACUGAACAUUUUUUUUACUUCUACUGCAAAAUUUGCCCGUUUUCAGACUUCUGAUGGCCACAAAACUUCGAGCCUUUCGGCAGCAGAGACCAAAUGA
Molecule: messenger RNA, 3865 nt
Organism: Caenorhabditis auriculariae
Lineage: Eukaryota; Metazoa; Nematoda; Chromadorea; Rhabditida; Rhabditidae
Source: the annotation of a GenBank genome assembly